Molecule: messenger RNA, 2639 nt
Organism: Dipodomys spectabilis (banner-tailed kangaroo rat)
Lineage: Eukaryota; Metazoa; Chordata; Mammalia; Rodentia; Heteromyidae
Gene: Cep70
Product: centrosomal protein 70
Exons: 18
Coding region: 139-2004 (621 amino acids)
Biological process (GO): cilium assembly; regulation of microtubule cytoskeleton organization
Cellular component (GO): centrosome
Molecular function (GO): gamma-tubulin binding
Source: RefSeq, a predicted model, not a curated record
GCCAGGCUGGGCGGGCUGCAGGCGGGAGGCGGCGGCGGAGGAAGAUGAAGAUCCAGUUUCUGACAUGAGAUUCACUGAGUGAUCAUUUCAUUGAGAUCAACUUGAAUAACCAGGUAUUCAGUGCAAGAGGAAUACACCAUGGCUGAGGGCACUCAAAUUUAUUUAUUACCAGUCUCUACUUCUGAUUCUUCAAAAGAAGUAAACAGCACAUCGUCAGCAUCUCCUAAUACCCAGGAUUCCAGUCAGCUGUCACAGAGACUCCUGAUAGAAAAACAGCAGGAAGAAGCAGAAUGGGAAAACAUAAACACGCUGUUGAUGACAUAUGGCCUAAAACCUUUGUGUCUUGUCAAGAGGACGGACCUUAAAAAUCUCAUUGUUUUUGAUAAGCAGUCUUCACAGAGGAUGAGGCAGAAUUUGAAGGUGCUGAUGGAGGAGACAUCACGGCAGCAGAAGAUGAUCCGAGAGCUCAUAGACUGCAACCAGCAGCUGAAAAAUGACCUUCAGCUAGAACAAAACCGAGCAGACCAUCAGGAGCAACGGGCUAAUGACUUAGAAGAAGUGAUGGAGGGUGUGAAAUCCAAAAUUGGUGAAUUGGAAGAUGAAUCGCUUAAUAGGGUUUGCCAGCAACAGAGUAAAAUCAAAGAGCUUCAGAAGGAACAGAGAGCUUUACAGAUGAAAUGCCAACAUUACAAGAAGAAACGAGUGGAACAGCAAGAGAUUAUUACUUCUUUGCAAAAGGAGAUGUGCAGACUAAGGAAAGAGGAGGAGGAGCGUGUUAUCACGCAGAACAGAGUGUUUUCCUACCUCUGCCGCAGAGUCCCCCACAGCAUCCUGGACAGACAGUUGCUUUGUCUAAUUGAUUACUAUGAAUCUAAACUUAGAAAAAUCAAUUCACAAAGGCAGUACAAAGAAGAGGAGAGUCAGUCAGAAGAAGACAGAGACUUCAGAGAUACGGAUUCCUCACCAAGCUAUAAAGGCCUUCUCAUGUCAUUACAGAAUCAACUCAAAGAAUCAAGAUGCAGGAUUGAUACCCUUUUAGGUGAGAAACUGGACCUCCAAAAAGAUUUGGAAAACAGGCCAACACAGCAUGAAUUAAGACUUUAUAAACAACAGGUGAAGAAAUUGGAAAAGGCCCUUAAGAAAAGUGUUAAAUUACAAGAGCUUAUCAGUCCUAAAAAGACUGAGGACACAGAAAGAAAAGAUAUGCCCAGCAAAGAAAACCAUCAACCAGCCCUAGUUGACCAGAGAUACUUUCAGGUGCUGUGUAGCAUCAACUCCAUUAUUCACAACCCCAGAACUCCAGUAAUAAUUUACAAGCAGAGCAAAGGAGGAGCCCCAAAUUUCAACAAAGACCUUGUGCAAGACUGUGGAUUUGAACAUCUCAUUCCAAUAAUAGAAAUGUGGGCAGAUGAGCUGACAUCCCUAAAGGAUUUGUACAAGACCCUGAAGAUGCUGUCUGCAGAGCUGGUCCCGUGGCACAACUUCAGAAAGCAGAGCGAGAACGAAGGUGUCAGAGUUGAGGACCUGCUGCUCAUGGUGGACACCAUGCUGGAGGAAGUGGAGAAUAAGGACAGACAGGACAGCAAAAUGCCGAACCUUCAAAUGCUGCACGCUAUUGUCUCCCACUUCCAAAAACUGUUCGACGUGCCGUCCUUGAACGGAGUGUACCCGAGGAUGAACGAAGUGUACACGAGGCUGGGGGAGAUGAGCAACGCUGUGAGAAACCUCCAGGAGCUCUUAAAUUUAGACAGCUCGUCUUCGCUGUGCGUGCUGGUGAGCACGGUGGGCAGGCUGUGCAGGCUGCUUCACGAGGACGUGAAGGAGCAGGUGAAGCGCGUGCUAGGACCUGAAGACCUCCAAAGCAUUAUCAGCAAGUUGGAAGAACAUGAGGAAUUUUUCCCGGCAUUUCAGGCUUUUAUUAAUGAUCUACUACAAGUCUUAGAAAUUGAUGACUUGGAUGCCAUUGUACCUGCAAUAAGGAAAUUAAAAGUACUUUCAUACUGAAAACAAACCAAAUCAUUUUUACUGUGUAAAUUGUAUUCCUAACCUUCUAAGCAUUACAGAACUGAUCUUAUUUUAAGACAAGAGUUCUAAAAUGUAUUAGUCUCCAGAAUUCAUCCUUUUCUUAGUAUUUGGGUCAUUCUUCACCAUAUUAUGUGUUUUUUUUUUAAAUUAGCCUUACAAUUCUUCUACAGAAAAUAGCUGCUAAGUUAUUGAAAUAUUGAAGUAAUUUAUUAGAUCCUGUAAUCAUUUCUUAAUUCUUGAGUGCUUUACAGUUUGUGGUCAUUUUAAAGUAGUUUGUGUGUGAGACCCAGGGAGAGAGAGAUUGCAGAUGACAGAAAAGUUGGAUUUAAGUUCAGGGCUUAAUGGCCUUUGGAUCAGGCAAGAGGAAUCCCAGCCAGAAGGGCCUCUGCGCUCCUGGCACCGGUGUCAAGAUAUUCUUUAGAGCAGUCCCCAUUCAGAGCAGGAGGGAGGAAAGGAAGAAAGAGAAAGAAGGAAGUGUGUUCUUUGUGUUAGGGCAGGAUCUUGGAUCCCAGGGUAAGAGAGAGAGAAAUCUUGCUGAGAGUGUCCAGUUGGCAAUCUUGUUGUAAUUAGUUUUAUAAGGAUAUAAGAUUUCAAAUAAACUGUGUAAAGACUUU